GCUGCGUGGCGCACGGCGCUCAGUGGUUCACUUCUUACAGCGUGCGGGCUAUAAAGCGAGGGAGUGGCGCACGGCUACGCGCACUUGGAGAACAACGCACGCACUCUGUAGCUCGGAAGCGGCCGCUUAGCGUAAUAACGCAAUACGAACAUGAUUAGCGCUUUAUUGGCUCCACUCAGGCUGGGCGCGAGUACAUGCCGCACGCCCGUGGAAGGCUGUCCGGGCAGGACGGACUUUGUUUCCGGCUCGUGGAUGGAUCUUCUUGGCUUCCUAAUGAUCCGUUUCAAGAAGUUACACGCCGACAGUUGUUAAUGUCACUCAGCCACCCAGAGGAUCACUGCUGCCUCAGAUGGACAAAACUCCUUCUCAGUGACCAGUCAGUGCACCAUGAGAGAGAGCAGCCUGUCCCCAAAGGACUGAUUCAUUUCCUCUCGCUCCCAUGUCGAGUAUCUAGCUGUGUGCUUUCUUGUGGAUGAUAUUUGUCAGCCGGGCAGUAAUCGCGCAGGAAGCGGGACAAUCUGCCUCCAUGGGGUUCGACAACGACACCAACCGCACGGUGCCGGGGGUGAGCCCGUUGAGCCUGCAAGUCUCCCUGCCACUCUCGGCGCUGGUGAGCAUCAUAAUACUGCUCACUGUGUUUGGAAAUGUACUGGUGGUCAUCGCUGUGUUUACAAGCCGGGCUCUGAGGGCACCGCAGAACCUUUUUCUGGUAUCUCUGGCGUCGGCGGACAUUUUAGUGGCCACCCUGGUGAUGCCCUUCUCCUUGGCCAAUGAGAUCAUGGGAUAUUGGUACUUUGGCGAGGUAUGGUGUGAGAUCUAUCUGGCCCUAGACGUUCUUUUCUGCACCGCCUCCAUCGCACACCUCUGUGCCAUCAGUUUGGACCGCUACUGGUCCAUCACGCAGGCCAUCGAGUACAAUCUGAAGAGGACGCCGCGCCGCAUCAAGUGCAUCAUCUUCAUCGUUUGGGUCAUCGCAGCCGUUAUCUCCUUCCCGCCGCUAAUCACCAUGGAGAAGGAAAACAGCACGGAGGGCCCCGUUUGCAAGAUCAACAAUGAAAAGUGGUACGUCAUCUCCUCCUGCAUCGGCUCCUUCUUCCUCCCCUGUGUCAUCAUGGUGCUGGUCUACGUCAGGAUCUACCAAAUCGCCAAAAAGAGGACACGAGCGCCCCCGGGGGACCGCAAGCGGAUAGACAAGUCAAACGCCGUCGCAACCUGCAACCAGAAGGAGAACGGAGUGGCCGAGGCUGAGGCCGAGAAGCUGAAGCAGCAUGAGGACAUUGAGCUGAAGGAAGGAAUCGCAGACAAAGAGGUCAACGGCGUGGACAUUGAGGAAUCGUCCUCUUCUGACCACAAAGUCAACAAUCCCUGCUCUCUGAAGAAGAAAGCCUCCAAGGGCAGAAGUAAAAUCAAGCCAGGAGACAGCGAGGUGCAGAAGAAGAGCUCUAAAGGAAGCCGCUGGAAGGGCCGGCAGAACCGAGAGAAACGCUUCACCUUUGUCCUGGCGGUGGUCAUCGGCGUGUUCGUCAUCUGCUGGUUCCCCUUCUUCUUCACGUACAUGCUGAUGACCCUGUGCAAGUCGUGCCCCGUUCCCGACACCCUCUUCAAGUUCUUCUUCUGGUUCGGCUAUUGCAACAGUGCGCUGAACCCCAUCAUUUACACCAUCUUCAAUAAUGACUUUCGCAGGUCCUUCAAAAAAAUAUUGUGCAAGAGGGACGCGAGACGAUAUGGAUGAUGACCUGUCGCUCUUGUAAAUACUUUUUUUUUUUCUUCUCCAUUCAUACUGACAUGAUGAAUAUGCCUCUGGUGUGACUGCUUGGAGAGCAGUGGCGUCGCGUUGGUUGCCAGCGCUUAGGCAAAUCUGGCCCUCUGACAUGGCUCACUUCCACCAAUCUAAUGCUGACCUUUUGGAAAUUAAAGCUCAUGUUUGGGAAUUCAAUGAGCCAAAACAUGUGCUGUGAAAAGAAAAAAAAAAAGUAAAUAUGUAGUCCCGUCUUCAAAGACCUCACCACUGGCUACCAUCAUGUCUUAAAUGGGGAGCAUGUUAAUUACUAUCUGAAAUAAUAUGAUCUGUACUUCUAUGACUGUACAAGAUAUAUUUUUUGUCGUCAAAUGAUGCCCCCCCCAUCUCACUCCAUUUUUUUCCACUAAACACCCUCUCCCUGCCCCCAGCUUACGCCACUACCCAAGAGGCUUUUGCAAACCGAGCUUUCCAGGCACCAUUUGCUUGAUUCCUUUUGAUUUGAAAAUCACCUUCCUCAACAGCUUCGGCAUAGCGCUCAGCAGUCAAUUUAUUGUAGGUAAAUGUCUCUUCUUUUUUUUUUUUUUUACUAAAACAUCUAAGUCAAUGGAAUUGUUUUAUUUUGCUAUAAUUUGAUGUAAAAAACCUGUCUGGAUAUUGCCAUGGAUAUGUAUUGUGCCAUUUUGUAUGAUAUGAAUACUGUGUAGUGUUGAUGACGGUGAUCAAAAUAUUGGGAAAAUGGUGCCACUUGAAUAAAACCCAUUUCCUGAAA
Messenger RNA from Syngnathus typhle (broad-nosed pipefish), 2510 nucleotides. It is a transcript of the gene adra2a, whose product is annotated as adrenoceptor alpha 2A. Gene Ontology annotation, cellular component: membrane. The coding region runs from base 473 to 1732 and encodes 419 amino acids. The record is from RefSeq and is a predicted model, not a curated record. The transcript is spliced from 2 exons. Lineage: Eukaryota; Metazoa; Chordata; Actinopteri; Syngnathiformes; Syngnathidae. Gene Ontology annotation, biological process: adenylate cyclase-activating adrenergic receptor signaling pathway. Gene Ontology annotation, molecular function: adrenergic receptor activity.